UCGUUUUACCGUCGGGCACCGCGUGCGGUUUUUGCUCGGUUGUCGUCUUCGCAUUCGUUGUAUAGCGGGUUUUCGUAUCGUAAUUUUUUCGAAAUUUUGUUUUACCACUCAUUCAAUAAUCACACGCGAAUCUAAAAAAACAUAUAAUAUAUUAUUAUACAUUAUAUUUAAAAUAAAACUUUUUUCAAACCCAUUGUGAGUUUYGAGAAAUUCAGAACAUUAAUUUACAUUUGUUUUCUUUUUUAUUUCGGAUUAAUUUCUCUCAGGACAAAAUCCGACAGCCGAUAUAGAUCAAAAUAUAUAGAAAAAUAAUGGGAAUAAACGUGUAACAGGUUAGGCCAUCGUCUCAMGAGAUUUGCCUGGAAUAUUAUGCUGCUGAUGUGACGACGGCAAUGCGGCGAUGACGGCGACCACCAGCGUCACCUGAGUGGCCGGCCGGUUAUGCUCGGGUCGGCGGCGUUCCCGGAUGUCGUUUAAAUGGACAGCGUCAACGUCACGGCCGCGGUGUACGAGCACAACGAGACAGUGGUGUCGUGGCCAAAGAACGCAACGACCGCCGCCGGGCCUUCAUCGACGUACACGGCGUUGGAAGCGUUCACCAUCGGCUCCGUGCUGUUCCUGGUCAUCGUGGUGACGAUCGUCGGCAACGUGCUCGUCUGCAUCGCCGUGUGUCUGGUCCGCAAGCUUCGGCGCCCUUGUAACUACCUGCUCGUAUCUCUGGCCGUCUCCGACCUGUGCGUGGCCCUGCUCGUCAUGCCCAUGGCCCUGCUCUACCUGGUUCUUGGAAAAUGGCCGUUUGGCACGUUCAUGUGCGACCUCUGGGUGUCAUUCGACGUACUGUCUUGCACCGCAUCCAUAUUGAACCUGUGCAUGAUCAGCGUGGAUCGGUAUUACGCCAUUACCAAGCCCCUCGAGUAUGGCGUGAAGCGGACGCCUCGCCGGAUGCUGAUAUGCGUGUCACUGGUUUGGCUGGGCGCGGCGUGCAUUAGCCUGCCGCCGGUGCUCAUACUGGGAAAUGAGCAUUCGACGGUGGACGGUGUACCACACUGCACCGUGUGCCAGAACUUUGGUUACCAGAUAUAUGCGACGCUAGGGUCAUUCUACAUACCGCUGACAGUCAUGAUCACGGUGUACUACAAGAUCUUCCGGGCCGCCCGCAAGAUCGUGUUGGAGGAACGGAGGGCGCAGAGCCACCUGGAGAACAGCCACUGUUACCUGGAGAUCAGCGUCAAAAAUGGCGUCGGCCCGGUCGAGUCGAAAAUCGCCGCCACUGCGCCGGAACGCAGCCAACACAGUCACCGGGCCAGCAGCAGUGCCAGCACCGUGACCACGUGUAGUGGAACGAUAGGGAGCGGUGCACGUGGYGGCGACGGAUGCCGAUGCUGCUCGAUGGUUCGCCGGUCGGUGGGCGAAUACCAGUGCCCAGUGUUGAUGGUAGUACCCAGCAACGGCCACAACACAGGACGUCCGGCCACCAAGAAGCCCGAAUCCGGUGGCAAGAAGCUCAGGUUCCAGCUGGCCAAGGAGCGGAAGGCGUCCACCACGCUAGGCAUCAUUAUGAGCGCGUUCACCGUGUGCUGGUUACCAUUCUUCGUGCUGGCACUGGUCAGGCCGUUCCUCAGCGACCCAUCCAGCAUACCCAGUUCGCUGAGCAGCCUGUUCCUGUGGCUUGGCUACGCAAACUCGUUACUGAACCCCGUAAUCUACGCGACGCUGAAUCGAGACUUCCGAAGGCCGUUCCAGCAAAUACUAUACUUCAAGUGUGGCUCUCUGAAUCACAUGAUGCGCGAGGAAUUUUACCAUUCACAGUACGGUGACCCGGAACCACAGCACUCCACACACUAUUGCGUGAUACCCGGAGACCCAAACAUCGUGCCACACCAUCCAUCUCCGACAAAACCGGACGACACGCGGACCAUCGAUUCUAAUCAACAAACCUUGGMGUCUGAGUCAUUCCUCUAGUAGUGACUCAAUUGUUAUCACGACGACGACGAUAACAUUCGACUCGGUAGUACACCUACACGAGAGUGAGGGGUAGUUUAACCGCUAGGCAACGCGCGACGAUAUAGUCGAUACUAAUAUAUUGUAACUAUAAUAAUUGUAUGAUGCGAGAUGAGAUUAUGUUUGCCGAUAUCAUUUCAUAUUUUCCUUUUCGAUUCUGUUCACAUCAAACGGACUCCGAGUGAAAAAAUAAUAAUAAUGUGUUAAAUAAUUCCGAAUGUUAAAAAUUGCAAAAAUGGUAAAACA
Molecule: messenger RNA, 2247 nt
Organism: Diuraphis noxia (Russian wheat aphid)
Lineage: Eukaryota; Metazoa; Arthropoda; Insecta; Hemiptera; Aphididae
Product: 5-hydroxytryptamine receptor 7
Biological process (GO): positive regulation of MAPK cascade; adenylate cyclase-activating adrenergic receptor signaling pathway
Cellular component (GO): plasma membrane
Molecular function (GO): G protein-coupled receptor activity
Source: RefSeq, a predicted model, not a curated record